Messenger RNA from Lutra lutra (Eurasian river otter), 1470 nucleotides. It is a transcript of the gene CAMLG, whose product is annotated as calcium modulating ligand. Gene Ontology annotation, cellular component: GET complex. Lineage: Eukaryota; Metazoa; Chordata; Mammalia; Carnivora; Mustelidae. The transcript has 4 exons. The record is from RefSeq and is a predicted model, not a curated record. The coding region runs from base 143 to 1033 and encodes 296 amino acids. Gene Ontology annotation, biological process: tail-anchored membrane protein insertion into ER membrane.
GCCCGCCUCUCAGGCUCGGCGCUGCGGGGGCGGGCCUACGGCAGUGGGUAGGCUCGGGCCUUGCGGCCUGGCCUUAAGUCAUCUGCGGGGCGGUUUGCCACCUUUCCACCACCUUUAGCAUUCCCUGGUUUUGGUGGGGGAGAUGGAGCCGGUGACCGUCGCGCCUGACAGCGGCGACCGGCCAGGGGCUCCGGCGAACUCAGGGCUGUCGGCUUCCCAGCGUCGGGCCGAGCUGCGGCGGAGGAAGCUGCUUAUGAACUCGGAACAGCGCAUCAACCGGAUCAUGGGCUUUCACAGGCCCGGGAGUGGCACGGAAGACGAAGGUCAAACAAAAUCAAAGCAGCAGGACAGUGACAAAUUGAACUCCCUCACCAUUCCUUCAGUUUCAAAGCGAGUAGUGCUGGGCGAUGCGAUCAGUACAGGAACGACUGACCAGCAAAGUGGUGUGGCCGAGGUAAAGGGGACUCAGCUGGGAGACAAAUUGGACUCUUUCAUUAAACCACCUGAGUGUAUUAAUGAUGUAAACCUUGAGCUCCGGCAGCGGAACAGAGGGGACCUGACAGCAGACACUAUCCAGAGGGGUUCUCGCCAUGGCCUUGAACAAUACCUCUCCAGAUUUGAAGAAGCAAUGAAGCUACGGAAACAGCUGAUUAGUGAAAAACCCAAUCAAGAAGAUGGAAAUACAACAGAAGAAUUUGACUCUUUUCGAAUAUUUAGAUUGGUGGGAUGUGCUCUUCUUGCCUUUGGAGUCAGAGCUUUUGUUUGCAAAUACUUGUCUAUAUUUGCUCCGUUUCUUACUUUACAACUUGCGUACAUGGGACUAUACAAAUAUUUUCCCAAGGGUGAAAAGAAGAUAAAGACAACCGUACUAACAGCUGCUCUUCUAUUAUCUGGAAUUCCUGCUGAAGUGAUAAAUCGAUCCAUGGAUACCUAUAGCAAAAUGGGCGAAGUUUUCACAGAUCUCUGUGUCUACUUUUUCACUUUUAUCUUUUGUCAUGAACUCCUUAAUUACUGGGGCUCUGAGGUACCAUGAAGCCUGCAGCACUCAGCAGGAGAAGCUUACCAAAAAGCACCUUCUCUUUGAUACUGCAGUGUCUCUAAGGAGGCAGAUGGCUUUACACCUUUAUGUAAUUCUUGUACUUGAUAGGGGUUGUAAAAUCAUUUGAUUAGGAAUGGAAUGGCAGGUUCCCUGAUUUAAAAGCGUUGAGUUUGUCUUAAUACUGUUGUGAAGAAUAGACUUCCAUUGUCAUUAAUUGACUUUUCUUGUAUGAUUAGAAUCCCUAGUCUCUACCUUCCUCUAACUUCUAAGAUUUGUAAUUUCUCUUUUGGGAGCUGAGCUGCUGCUUUUAGGAGAGCACAUGAAUACGGUCUCAUCCAGCCCCAAGGGCUGCAACUUGUAUGCAACUUGUAUUUGUGUUACUCUGUCCUGAGAAAUGGAGCCAUCUUAAAAAUAAAAUGAGAGAAACUGAA